Coniophora puteana RWD-64-598 SS2 is the source of this 1701-nucleotide messenger RNA. RefSeq names its product cytochrome P450. The transcript has 11 exons. The coding region runs from base 214 to 1701 and encodes 495 amino acids. The record is from RefSeq and is a predicted model, not a curated record. Gene Ontology annotation, molecular function: heme binding; iron ion binding; monooxygenase activity. NCBI's taxonomy places the organism in Eukaryota, Fungi, Basidiomycota, Agaricomycetes, Boletales, Coniophoraceae.
CGUACGCCGCUGGGUCACAUUGGCGGCGAUCAGCUGCGGCGUUGAAUGGAAACAGCUUUUACUCAUAAAUAUCCAGGGACUCCAAGACUUUUCGUUCGUCACGACAGGAGAUAUGUUAUAAUAACGCAGCAUUCCUCUGGCCCUCCUUGUAUACAUCAGGAUGGAACGUAACUUCUUCGAAGUCGUCUUUGGCUGUCUGCUUUCUCAUUCGCUAUGGAGUACACACAACACUCUAGUGUCGUUAUUCCAUCCAUCGCCUCCAUAGUAGUGGCCUUUACGGUGAUAACGGCGCGCCACUUCAUCAAAUCGAGACAGCGACACCCUUUUCCUCCUGGUCCUCGCGCGCUGCCUUUCGUCGGGAACCUCUUCGACAUGGACUGGAACCAGCCGUGGGUCACAUUUUCGGAGUGGUCCAAAGCUCAUGGUGACCUCGUCCACUCAAAGCUCUUCGGCCUUCGCAUCAUCACUCUACACUCCGAAGACCUCAUCCGAGACCUAUUCGACAAGCGCUCCACCAAAUACUCAGACCGCGUCGCGCUUGCUACUGUCGCUCCAUACGGCGCCGAUUUCAGCACGCCGACGAUCCGUUACGGUGAUGCAUGGCGCUUCCACAGACGGCUGUACCACCAUGUAUUCCGCACUGAGUCCGCGACGGUGUUUAGGUCAAUGCAGGCGAAGAAGGCACACGAGCUCCUUCUCCACGUGCUCGAGGCUCCCAAGGAUUUUUACCACCACAUGCACCGAUUCGGCGCCGCUGUUGUCAUGUCUGCUACGUACGACUAUGACGUGACGCCUCACGAUUCGACGCUGGAGAUGGUGCAAACUGCGGUAGAGAAAAUGAUCAGCUCCCCCGAAAAAGCUACAUUCGUCGAUACGUUUCCGUUUUGUAGGUACAUUCCUGCGUGGUUUCCCAGAGUAGGGUACUUUAACGCCCAACAAUGCCGCGAGGCUUGCUGGAAGAUGAAGAUGGAGCCGUAUCAGGACAUGCUUGCUAGAAUUAGAACACAUUCAAACGUACGUAAGUAUGUGUCUCAUCAAAUAUUUUCGUUGAGAAGCAACAGAUUCGCAGCGUCGGUCGUCAUGUCUGCCUUGUACGGUUACCAAGCUAGUCCUACUGCUUCGGUGCUUUUUAUCUUCGUACUUGCAAUGGUCCUCAAUCCCGACGUGCAAAAUCGUGCCUAUGCGGAAAUCAUUCAUGUCUGCGGAAGCGACAGAUUGCCUACAUUUGAAGAUAGGCCACGUCUCCGGUACGUAGAAGCUGUAGUACGGGAGACGCUGCGGUGGUGUCCGAUUGCUCCCCUAGGCAUCCCUCACAGUACAACCGACGAUGAUGUGUACGAGGGACAAUUCAUACCGAAAGGCAUGGGUAUCUGCCGAGAUGAGGCUAGGUAUCAUCGGGCUGCUGAAUUUAUACCGGAACGCUUCCUGACAGAAGAUGGCACACUGACGAAUGAUACGGUGGAUUUUGUCUUUGGGUUUGGUCGGCGCAUUUGUCCGGGGAAACACCUCGCCAACGCGUCGCUCUGGAUAGCUAUAGCAUCACUACUCGCCGUCUUUCGCUUCGAGAAAGCAAAGGAUGACAACGGCAUGGAGGUAGAUUUCGUCCCAGAGUGGUCGUCUGGGUCAACGUCGUAUCCAGAGCCAUUUCCCUGUCACAUUCUACCCAGAUUUCCUCAUAGAGAAAUAAGCCGCCUCUCGUAA